Messenger RNA from Coregonus sp. 'balchen', 12792 nucleotides. Lineage: Eukaryota; Metazoa; Chordata; Actinopteri; Salmoniformes; Salmonidae. The record is from the annotation of a GenBank genome assembly.
CAUUUGAACAACGAGCAUGCUCUGGAUGACCGCAGCACGGCCCAGUGCAGGGUGCAGAUGCAGGUGGUCCAACAGCUGGAGAUACAGGUGGGCUACACACACACACACACACACUCUCUCACACACACACACACAUAGCCACUCUCUGUGUCUGUGGCUUGUCUGAGCCAGGGCGGGGGUUUAGAGAAAGCACUGGAGCUUGUAAUUUAAAAGAGGAAAUCUGCCAUCACAGGCCCCAAUUAUAAAGCUCCCAGUCCAGUCCCUCUUUACUGGGAGAGGAGGGGAGAGUACUGGGGAGAAGGACGGAGGUGGAGGAGGAGACUUGAUUCAGCCAUCUCCCCCCUAAUUCUACCCAGCUAUACCACUGCAUUGGAUGAUACAGUAUCAUGUUUCUCAUACUGUAGUACCCCACAAAGGCAAAAGACAUCAGAGAGACAAAUAAAGAUGAUGAAGUGUAUGGGUGUGUUUGGAGUUGUUUCCAGCCUGGCUGUUAGGCACAUCCCACUUCUCUCACAGCAGCCAAACACACACACUCCCAGAAUAUCCCCCAAACAGCCUGGUGGUAAGCCCAGGGUGUUGGGGCUGGAGCUGGGGUUAGGGUUAGCUGUGGCCCUGGUCCCACUGGUAAACAGCGUUUAGCCCCACGCCUGAAGCCACCGCUGGGGAACAAAAAGUGACAGAGAGGCAGGCGGUGUCACAUCACAUCAGGCCUCCGGUCCUCUGCCAUGUCAACUACCUCAGCCAGGCACAGGCACCACUACUCACUCCACCCUCUACUGCUCUGUUAUAGUACCUACACACAGAUACACACACACACACACACACACACACACACACACACACACACACACACACAAUUCACUCAAUGCUGCCCGAAUACACAGCCUACUGCUGGUCUCAUUCAGCCAGCUUCUGCAGGCCUCUCUCUCUCACACACACACAUUCUCUCAUAAACACACACUCCUGGUUUGUUGGCUGUCUGACUGAGCGAUCUCUCAGUGGAGAUGCAGGGUAGCAUUUCCACAGGCUACGAGAGUAUACACACACAUACAGACACACACACACGUUUCCGCAUGCUAUUGCACAGCAGCUCCCACUAAACAGCAGUUAGCAAUGUCAAACGGGGACUAGUGUAUCUGUAGGGUAGUGUGUGUGUGAGUGUGUGUAUAACGUUUGAGAUAGUGUUAGGUGUGUGUGGGGAGGGGAGGGGGUUCCCAUCUCUUUCUCUCUGCCUGGGGAUACUGGUGCUGUGAGACAGUGAGAACAGCCCAGAGACACACACACACUACACACACACUACACACACACUCACACACACUCACACGCACUCACACACACACUACACACGUGCUAAAUCAUAGACGAAGGGGAUGCCUCUUUCUCUCACACAAACAUAUAUAACUUCACACCCUCCCUCUUUUUUAAAUAGCUGUGUUUUACUGGUGUAAUGGGAGGCAUUGACACUGAUGUGGCUUGACUGGAUAUUAUCUAGAGUCCACACUGUGAGAAGAAGCAUUAGAUUAGGUCUAUAGUCUAUAAACAUCAAGACAAACAGUGUUGGUUUGAAUGGGGCUUGAGUCUAGAUGUGUGAAUGGGGCCUGUAAUAAAGUUGUAGAAUGACUAAUUUUCCUUACUACUGUGCUUCUCUACUAUUACAAUAGUAAUCAGUGACUAAAACAGUGUAAUUUCACUGUCUUUGUGUGUGUGUGUGUGUGUGUGUGUGUGUGUGUGCGUGUGUGUGUGUGUGUGUGUGUGUGUGUGUGUGUGUGUGUGUGUGUGUGUGUGUGUGUGUGUGUGUGUGUUUCUCAGCUGUCCAAGGAGAGUGAGCGACUGCAGGCCAUGAUGACUCACCUGCACAUGCGCCCAUCGGAGCCAAAGCCUUUCAAUCAACCUGUGAGUACCUGACCUCUCACCUUUCACCUCUCACCCCUCACCUCUCACUGUGCUAUAGCAGAUGCUACUGAGGUGUAUUUGUGUUUCUGAGAGUUUUGGGGGGUGGGUGUCCAGUCAGGCUUGGUGUUUGCACCCUAGUUGAUCAGUUUUACAAAUUAGGAUUACAAAUGUGGACUACAAUUUAUUUAUCCAUAUAUUAGGGUUAUCUAUAGCAUUGAUUAUUAGUUUACAAGAUAUGUAUACAGCCUGUUGUUCUUGAUUCAUAUAUGAGCAGAGGUCCCUGUAAUAAACUAUUUGAUAAUGGAGUAAAAAUGUGAUAAUAAGAAUAACAUUAUGAAAAAAGACACAAGCUUCCUCCAAAUAAAGUAUUGAAAUGUGUAUGUGUGUGCGAGCCAUCAGACAGUCUGCCCUGUUGAUGGAUGGAGCUGUGUGUCUCUGGGCAGGCAGGCAGGGCUGUUAUUAGGUAUCUAAUGAAUAUUUCAUUAUUCAGAUUGACGAGGAGUCUUAUUAAAAUAUGAAGAUGUUGAAAUUAAUUGUCAAUUAGAAGUGGAGUGUCUUAAUUUGAGGGGAUGUAAAUGGUUGCAGUGGAGUGGAGUGGCAGGACGUGUGUGUGUGUGUGUGUGUGGAGACAAAUGCAGAGCAUCAGCUGUCAUUAGCACCUUAUGGGAAAUCAGGAAGAGGCGUGUCCUUUGUUGUCACGGGAGACAAGCCUGGGGGUCAAAGAUUGGAGGAGGGGGGUGGAGGGGAGGAGUCUUCAUAAUGGAAACAAAGCUUGCCCUCAAUUAAGAGGGUUGUGGUGUUGCCUUGGUGAUGUGGCAGGUCCACAGCUAAUGGAGUACCUGUUUAACAGGGGGAUGGAAAGAGAGGAGGGAAGGAGAGAGAAAGAAGGGCUAGAGAGAAAGAGGCAGAUUUCCAGAGCUAAUGAAGUAGCAGUUAAACAGGCCUGACCCCUAAUCAGUCAGAAUGGUUCAGACCACUCCUCUGGAGCAGAGAGAUGGAGGACAAAUAGGGGGUGGGGGCUGGUCAUGACUGGAAAGAGAAGAGAAGGAGAAAGAGGAGGGAAGGUGAAGAAGAGAGAGAUGGGGAGAGAGAAAAAGGAAAGAAGACUGGUUGAGAUAAUCAGAAUACCCCCCCCCCCCCCUCUCUCUCUCGCUCUCUCGCUCUCUGUGUCUCUCUCUCUCUCUCUCUCUCUCUCUCUCUCUCUCUCUCUCUCUCUCUCUCUCUCGCCCUCUCUCUCUCUCUCUCUCUCGCCCUCUCUCACUCUCUGUCUGUCUGUCUGUCUCUCUCUCUCUCUCUCUCUCUCUCUGUGUCUCUCACACACACACACACACACACAUACACAAUGGUUUUAAUUAGCUCUAAACUAGCAGCCCUUGGAAAAGUGUCCCUGAGCGACUCAGAGGACUGGUUUCCAGUUCCCAUUGCUCCUGUGCGCUCUGCCUAAUUGGGCCGAGCUGGGCCAUGAAGAGAGCGUGCCACCGCUGUGUGUGUGUCUGUGUGUGUGUGACCACAGAGGCCCCCACGCACACACUCCUAUAUCUUGCUUUCUUUUGUUUUUGUUGAGGACUAAUUGCAGUGUGUGUCUAUGUAACUGAGUCUGAAGUAUUUGUUUUGUUCUCCACUAGCAGAGUUGAUGAUCUUAUGAUAGAUUCUCUUUGUGCCAGCUGGCAUCGCUCAUGUCUCUGUGUCUCUGUGUUUAUGUGUAUGAAAGGAUUGGAUAAGUCUAAGCAGCAUAACUAACUGUCCAUCUAUCCUACCAGAGGGCAAGGUGGAACGAUGAAUCGUGAUGAUGAUGGUCCCUAUUUGAUGAUCUCACAUCCUGUUCCUCCCCAGCUGAACCUGGCGUCCAGUGGCUCCCUGCUGAAGAGGGAGAGUGAGGCGUACCCCGAGGGUCUACCUCACCCCCCCACCUCCGCCGCCGCCCCUAUCACCCCGCUCCGCCAGGGCCCCUCUGUCAUCAGCUCCUCCAGCCUGCACUCACACUCACACUCACACUCACACUCACACUCACACUCACACCCGCACGGCGUGGGACCCAUACGCAGGCGCAACGCUGACAAGUUCUGCACCCCCAUCGCCUCAGGUAUACGAGAGGGUAUGCAUACAACCCUCAAACACACACACUUGUGUACACACAAAAAUUGAAAUCUAUACAAGCAUACUGGUAUACACAUGCUCACAUAAACUGACACACACACACCUAUCUAGGACUAACACAGUGUGUUUUGUCUCUGUAGAGCUGGCACAGAACUGUGAGUUCUACAAGAACGCUGAUGUCAGACCUCCCUUCACCUACGCCUCUCUCAUACGCCACGUAAGUCUCCACUCCUCCUAUUAUCAUUUUCUCUUCCUGUCAUCUCCUCUCAUCUUGCUUUCCUCCUUCCCUACCCACUCAAAUUCUCUCCCCUCCUCUUCCAUCCUUCCUCUGCUCUCUUUUUUGUUUUGUGAACCAUUGGUAGCUCCGUUGAGACGUUGUCUAAUGUUGUCCCCUCUCUGUCUCUCUCUAGGCCAUUCUGGAGGCUCCAGACAUGCAGCUGACUCUUAAUGAGAUUUAUAACUGGUUUACGCGAAUGUUCGCCUACUUCAGGAGAAACACAGCCACAUGGAAGGUGAGUCCACACACAUUCUUACACACACACUCCUCCGCAUACACAUGUGGUCACUCACCUACUGUAGACACACAAACACAUGUACACACUAUGAACAUCCACACACAAAGAUUAGACAAUAUUCCUCCUCACACACACACCCACACACUCACACACUCGGCAGCCUCAAAAACUGACAUGGCCAUUGAAACACCAAGCUGUUUUGAUGAUUAUAAGCCAUUUUACCCACAAUGCCCUGAGUGGAGUGUGUGUGUGCGUAAGUGUGUGGACUCACUCCACGUGGCUGUGUUUCUUCACAGAGAGGUGUUAGAUUUGAUUUACCCCACCUCCAUCCUCCUCCCUCCUUCCCUCUCUCUUCUUCCCUCCCUCCCUCCAUCCCUCCCUUCCUUCCUUCCUCCCUCCCUCCCCCCUCUUUUUCUUCCCUCCCUCCCUCCCCCCUCCAUCUCCCUUCCCUCCCCUCCCUCCCUCCCUCUUCUUCGCUCCCUCCUGGUCUUCCGGAGAGUUCUGUGGCCUACGAAGACGGUUCCACUUAACUCAGUGGAAACACACCUCACUAUCACACAGCGUCAUUACAGAGUCACAAACACUCAAUGGCUUCUCACACACACACAUUCUCACACACACACUCUCGCAGUCUAUGACUCACACACACACACACACUCACACACCUGUCUGGAACGUGACUGUGUAGGUGCUGACCCAUUUCUACUGAAGCCUCCAUCUAAUUUGAGUGUCAACUCCUCCAGAGAGAAAGAGGGAGAGGGAGAAGGAGCGAUAGAGAUAGACGAGAGGAGGGGUGAAGAGGGGGUGUCACGGCCCGAGCCUUGCACUAAUAGCCUUGAACUGAGGUGCGGAGGGAGAGCGGGAGAGAGAAAGGGAGGGCGAGAGAUGCCAGGAAUAUCUUUGCCUCCGCAUCUCACUUUUAUGAAAUUUAGCAAAUCAUAUAUUCUUCCUCUCUACCUAGACCCGGCCCUUUAAAUAUAUAUCUAUCUACCUUUAUAUAUUUAUAUAUGUAUGAAAUGUCUGGAGGUUUGGCCUGUAUUAAAUAUAGAGAAAGAUGUAUGUCCUUUAAUGGGCCUGGAUAUUUUAUGUGGAGAGAAAGUGUCAGCCUCUGGAAGUCAUUGAUCAGAGAGAGAGAGGGAUGACUGUCCAGUCAGAGUUAAACAGAAUGUGAUUUAAUUUCUCCAAGGUUCUGAAUAUGGUUGAGAGGGUCACAUUCAAAAGCAUAUAGGCUCGUCCAAUAAGAUCAUUUUAGAGUCUGUCUUGAACUUUUGGUGCCAACAUGGUACUUGAAGGGGUGUAUGCUGAAAGGUAAGAACUACAAAAGUCUGUUGUGUGGGCGCUGUGACACACACACGCCACCUCCCAUUUGACCCACGCCCCUACCCAUCACCCUUUUCUCUAACAGCCCUACCCUCCUCUCCUCACCCCCAGUCUCAUUCUUACCCCUCUAUACCCCCUCCCCCUAACUGUACCCUUACCUUUCUCCAAUACUACCGCUAGCCUUACCCCUCUUUUCCACCUGUCUCCCUUCUCCCCGUCCCCUCCCCUCAACUCCCCUUUCCCACACUCACCCCUACCCCUCUCUACACGUCACUCUCUCUCUCCCCUCUCCUCUCCCCAACCUCUCCAGGGUGUGUUGUGUUUAUGUGUGUCUGUCUGGGGGGAGGGGGGGACGUGUGCUGUGACCUGCUGUAAAUGACUGCUAAUGUUUUAACUGGGAGAAUUAGGCUUUCAUCACGGAGCCAAAUGCAAAUAGCAGUGAAUAGCAGAGGAGCCGCGAUGGAGGGGUGGCGGGCUGAGAUUGGGGUCAUACUCAUUUACAAAACUGAGCAUCGCAACUCGAAGGAGAGAGGGGAAGGCGGGGAGGGGGCUGAUUAUGGCUCGUGUAAUUACGUGUGUGUGUGUGUGUGUUAUUGUGUGUGUGUGUAAUUACGGUGAGGAGUGAUGCACGCUCUGCCUGUCCCUCCCUCAUGGAUUAAAAAAGCAUGUCAGAGAAAAUAUGCAGGAUUUAAUUAUAGACAAAUUAAAAUUGGUAAUGAAAUUGGGCAUGAACAAACUACAAACAGCAGAUGAAAAGGGAGGACUGUCCCUAGGGGAGUGAGCCGCAGAUAGUGGUGUGUGUGUGUGUGUGUGUAUGUGUAUGUGUAUGUGUUUGUGUGUGUAUGUGUGUGUGUGUGUGUAUGUGUAUAUGUAUAUGUGGGGGGGGCGGGGGCAUGGGUGGAUGGAUUGUGGCUGAUUACAGAAAUGUAAAAAAAUAAAUAAACGGGAGAGGAUGCACAUCCUUGUCAUAUUUUUCACGCCCCGGACAAAAGUGUUUUUCUGAGUAGUGCGUGUGUGUGUGUGUCUACGCCAUGCUUGGUUCUCUUCAGUGUAACUGAAAAUAACCAUUACAGAGUGCUGUUUUUAGGCACGAAUUCCGCGUGUUUAUGAAAGCAAAUUAUUCUUCAAAUCGGAUGGUCUUUAUUUCCUUCACUCUCCCCCCUCUCUCUAUCUCUAUCUCCCUCUCUCUAUCUCUAUCUCCCUCUCUCUAUCUCUAUCUCUAUCUCCCUCUCUCUAUCUCUAUCUCCCUCUCUCUAUCUCUAUCUCCCACUCUCUAUCUCUAUCUCCCUCUCUCUAUCUCUAUCUCCCUCUCUCUAUCUCUAUCUCCCUCUCUCUAUCUCCCUCUCUCUAUCUCUAUCUCCCUCUCUCUAUCUCUAUCUCCCUCUCUCUAUCUCUAUCUCCCUCUCGCCGUCUCUUUAUUUUCCUCUGUUCAGAAUGCUGUGCGCCACAACCUGAGUCUGCAUAAGUGUUUUGUGAGGGUGGAGAACGUGAAGGGGGCCGUGUGGACUGUGGACGAAGUAGAAUACCAAAAGAGGAGACCACCAAAGAUGACCGGGUACAAACUCCUCACACACAUUUAUCUGCCUGCCUGCCAGCUCUGGCUCUGUUGGAUGAUAUGCAUACAGUGCCUUCAAAAAGUAUUCAUACACCUUGACAUGUUCCACAUUUCGUUGUGUUACAGCCUGGAUUCAACACACAAUACCCCAUAAUAAUAAGAAAUGUAGAAAUGUUUGCAAAUGUAUUGAAAAAAAAAUAUAUAUAUAUAUCUGAUUUACAUAAGUAUUCACACCCCUAAGUCAAUACUUUGUAGAAGCACCUUUUGCAGUUAUUCCAGCUGUGAGUGUUUCUGGGUAAGUCUCUUAGAGCUUUCCACACCUGGAUUCUACAAUAUUUGCCCAUUAUACUUUUUAAAAUUCUUCAAGCUCUGUCAAGUUGGUUGUUGAUCGUUGCUAGACAACCAUUUUCAAGACUUGCCAUAGAAUUUUAAGCUGAUUUAAGUCAAAACUGUAACUUGGCCACUCAGGAACAUUCAAUGUCGUAUUGGUAAGCAACUCCAGUGUAGAUUUGGCCUUGUGUUUUAGAUUAUUGACCUGCUAAAAGGGGAAUUAGUCUCCCAGGUUUUCCUCUAGGAUUCUGCCUGUGAUUAUAGCUGUAUUUCGUUUAUUUUCAUCCUAAAGAAUUCCCUAGUACAUGCCGAAGACAAGCAUACCCAUAAUAUGAUGCAGCCACCACCAGGCUUGAAAUCAUGAAAAGUGGUACUCAGUGAUGUGUUGUGUUGGAUUUGCCCCCAAUAUAACGCUUUUUAUUCAGGACAAAAAGUUCAUUUCUUUGCCACAUUUUUUGCAGUAUUACUUUAGUGCCUUAUUGCAAACAGGAUGCAUAUUUUGGAAUAUUUGUAUUCUGUACAGGCUUCCCUCUUUUCACUCUGUCAUUUAGGUUAGAAUUGUGGCGUAACUACAAUGUUGUUGAUCCAUCCUCAGUUUUCUCAUAUCACAACCAUUAAGUUCUAUAACUGUUUUAAAAUAAUCAGUGGCCUCAUGGUGAAAUCCCUGAGCAGUUUCCUUCCUAGGAAGGACACCUGUAUCUUUGCAGUGACUGGGUGUAUUGAUACACCACCCAAAGCCUAUUUAAUAACUUCACAAUGCUCAAAGGCAUAUUCAGCGUACAUUUUUACACAUCUACCAGUCUGUGCCCUUCUUUGCGAGGCAUUGAAAAACCUCCCUGGUCUUUGUGGUUAAAUCUGUGCUUGAAAAUUCACUUCUCGAUUGAGGGACCUUACAGAUAAUUGUAUGUUUGGGGUAAAGAGAUGGGAUAGUUAUUCAAAAAUCAUUUACAUUUUAGUCAUUUAGCAGACACUCUUAUCCAGAGCGACUUACAGUUAGUGAAUACAUAUUUUUUUUAUACUGGCCCCCCGUGGGAAUCGAACCCACAACCCUGGCGUUGCAAACGCCAUGCUCUAUCAACUGAGCUACAUCCCUGCUGGCCAUUCCCUCCCCUACCCUGGACAAUGCUGGGCCAAUUGUGCGCCACCCAUGAGUCUCCCGGUCGCGGCCGGCUGCGACAGAGCCUGGAUUCGAACCAAGAUCUCUAGUGGCACAGUUAGCACUGCGAUGCAGUGCCUUAGACCACUGCGCCACUCAGGAGCCCCAUGUUAUUAUUGAACAUGGAAUGAGUCCAUGCAACUUAUUAUGCGAUUUGUUAAGCACAUUUUUAAUCCUGAAUUUAUUUAGGCUUGCCACAACAAAGGGGUUGAAUAUUUAUUGACUCAAGACAUUUCAGCUUUAAUUGUUUUAUUAAUUUCUAAAAUGUUCACAAAAAAACAUUAUACUUUGACAUUAUGGGGUAUUGUGUGUAGAUCAGUGACACAAAAUCUCAAUGUAAUCAAUUUUAAAUGCAGUCUGUAACACAACAAAAUGUGGAAAAAGUAAAGGGGUGUGAAUUAUUUCUGAAGGCACUGUACAGUAUGUGUGUGUGAUGUGUGUGUGAGGUUAUACAGUGGGGGAAAAAAAGUAUUUAGUCAGCCAUCAAUUGUGCAAGUUCUCCCACUUAAAAAGAUGAGAGAGGCCUGUAAUUUUCAUCAUAGAGAUUUUUUUUUCUCCAGAAAAUCACAUUGUAGGAUUUUUAAUGAAUUUAUUUGCAAAUUAUGGUGGAAAAUAAGUAUUCGGUCACCUACAAACAAGCAAGAUUUCUGGCUCUCACAGACCUGUAACUUCUUCUUUAAGAGGCUCCUCUGUCCUCCACUCGUAUUAAUGGCACCUGUUUGAACUUGUUAUCAGUAUAAAAGACACCUGUCCACAACCUCAAACAGUCACACUCCAAAUUCCACUAUGGCCAAGACCAAAGAGCUGUCAAAGGACACCAGAAACAAAAUUGUAGACCUGCACCAGGCUGGGAAGACUGAAUCUGCAAUAGGUAAGUAGCUUGGUAAAAAGCCUACCAUCAGUAACACACUACGCCGCCAGGGACUCAAAUCCUGCAGUGCUAGACAUGUCCCCCUGCUUAAGCCAGUACAUGUCCAGGCCCGUCUGAAGUUUGCUAGAGUGCAUUUGGAUGAUCCAGAAGAGGAUUGUGAGAAUGUCAUAUGGUCAGAUGAAACCAAAAUAGAACUUUUUGGUAAAAACUCAACUCGUCGUGUUUGGAGGACAAAGAAUGCUGAGUUGCAUCCAAAGAACACCAUACCUACUGUGAAGCAUGGGGGUGGAAACAUCAUGCUUUGGGACUGUUUUUCUGCAAAGGGACCAGGACGACUGAUCCGUGUAAAGGAAAGAAUGAAUGGGGCCAUGUAUCGUGAGAUUUUUGAGUGAAAACCUCCUUCCAUCAGCAAGGGCAUUGAAGAUGAAACAUGGCUGGGUCUUUCAGCAUGACAAUGAUCCCAAACACACCGCCCGGGCAUCGAAGGAGUGGCUUCGUAAGAAGCAUUUCAAGGUCCUGGAGUGGCCUAGCCAGUCUCCAGAUCUCAACCCCAUAGAAAAUCUUUGGAGGGAGUUGUUGCCCAGCGACAGCCCCAAACAUCACUGCUCUAGAGGAGAUCUGCAUGGAGGAAUGGGCCAAAAUACCAGCAACAGUGUGUGAAAACCUUGUGAAGACUUACAGAAAACAUUUGACCUGUGUCAUUGCCAACAAAGGGUAUAUAACAAAGUAUUGAGAAACUUUUGUUAUUGACCAAAUACUUAUUUUCCACCAUAAUUUACAAAUAAAUUCAUUAAAAAUCCUACAAUGUGAUUUUCUGGAUUUCUUUUCCUCAUUUUGUCUGUCAUAGUUGACGUGUACCUAUGAUGAAAAUUACAGGCCUCUCUCAUCUUUUUAAGUGGGAGAACUUGCACAAUUGGUGGCUGACUAAAUACUUUUUUUCCCCACUGUAGGUGUUGGCAUGUAUGAUUGUGUCCCAUGAUUACCAAGGGGUUAACCAUGGAGUCAAACAUAAAUCCUGCUAUGUCAGUGUGUGUGUGUGUGUGUGUGUGUGUUUCAUAUCUGAGUGUGUGUGUGUAUGUAUUUCCCAUUUGUCGACACAUUACUGUGCGGCUGUCUAUGAUGCAGGUUUGUUAGCAUGUGUAAUCAAAUCUUCACACACACAGAGGACAGAGGCUUGUUAGCGUGUGUAAACAGCUUUUCUUUCCAAUUUCCAGAGAAAUCAGGACAAAUUACACAAUCAAACACACAUACACAUAAACAUGCCUGCACAACAGAUAUCAGAGACUGGGAACCGCUGUGUGUGUGUGUACAGCAUCUGUUUACAGUAUGUGUGUAUGUUUCUGUGUGUAGCGGGUGCGUUUGUUACACUUGUUAGUUGUUUUUGGCUGAACCAACGUUUCUGCACACAUGUACUCAAUAUGUGUUUAUUUCUAUCCUCCUCAUAUCUUUCUCUCUCUCUUUCUCUUCUACCUCUCUUUACCCCCCUUUCUCUUUCUCUCUCUAGGAGUCCUACUCUGGUGAAGAAUAUGAUUUCAGGCCUGGGCUUCGGUUCCCUAAACGCCAGCUACCAGGUUAGUGUACACACACUAGUUCGCAGGUGAGGGUUGUCACAGUGACACGUGUGCGAUAGCCAGUCACAAUCAAGGGCACUAAUAUACAUUUCCUCUUAUAAUUAGUGCAUUCCCUAACGACACACACACCUGCCCUAACACUCUCACACGUACAGAAACACACCUCCCCACAGGCAAACACACACACACAUACCAACACACACUCACACACAGACGCACACACACACACACAUUCUACUCCAGCCGACUUUGACUCAGAUGAUUUAUAGCAUCAAGUAUUUGUCAAUUAAGGUCACUGAAUAAAAUUAGUGCCUGUCCUAGAAAAUCAAUUUCAGUGUCACUCCUAUCACUCCUAUCAGAUACAGACACAGGCCUCUCUCUCUCUGUUUCUCUCUCUGUCUCUCUCUCUACCCCGCUAACCAACCCCGACUCCACAUACACACACUCCCUGGGCCUCUCUCUCUGUCUCUCUCUCUGUCUCUCUCACUACCCCCCUAACCCAACCCGACUCCACAUACACACACACACCGACACCGACACACACACACACACAGACAAGCAUGCACAUACUGUACCAUUAAACCCUUGAGCAGUGAAGUGUAGAGUGCAGGAGCCCCCUAGUGGUUGUAAGGGGUUAUCCUGCAGAUUUAGUAAUAUUGCCCUUGCUCUAGUCUUCAGCAUUACUCAGUAUCAGCAAGAUCUCAACAGGACUCACCAGUCUAAGCAUCUCUAUUGCCUCAUAAAUAUAUGAGUCCUUCAUACUAACAAAAUUUAUUUGUGGAUCCAUAAGUACUUUUAGUCUAUUUGGAUGUGUGUGAGUGUCUUUUAAAGUAAGUGCCAUUCUAAACAGUGGUUAUUGUAAUGUAAACCUGUGUGUUUCUGUGUGUGUGUGCGUGUGUGUGUGUGUGGGUGUGUGUGUUAGGCGGCCCUUGCGGAGAGCAGUCUGACUCUGCUGAACAGCCAGGGCCUGGUUAACCCCUCCUCUGCCGCCAGCCUCAACAUGCUACACGGGAUGGGUCACAAUGACGUCAGCUCCACUGUGGAACAGGUCAACAGCAACGGUAGCUGCAGCCCUACACUCAGCCCACAGCAGUAUGGGUAAGACACACACACACACACUACACACAACAUAUGUAUCGCGAGAGAGGAUAAGCAGAGAAGAGCUAGAGAGUAGAGAGAGCGAGAGGUAUCUCUCCCUCUUCUAUUGCUUUGCUAGAUAAUCGAUUAUCUCCUCUCUAUCUCUCUCUCUCUAUAUCUUCUCUCUCUCUCUCCUCGCUCUCUCUCGCUCUCUCUCUCCUCUAAUUGCAUCCCUCUGUCUUUCAAGACACCAGGUCCCAUUGUGGAAGGAGGAGCCCAUGAGGUCGAGGAGGACAGACGCUCCUUGUCCGCUCAUGGCAACUGUCACUCAUGGAAACAUGGCAUUGCCUAGCGAUCGGGAUGACCGAGAUUUGGAGGAUGACCUGCCAACCGACGAGCUGGAGUAG